CUUCCGAUAACAGAAAAAAGAAGAUGCAGCCCAGGCGCGGGAUGAUUACGUCCAACACUUGUAUAGACGUCGUUAUGGCAGCCCAUGCUACUGAGCUUGAAAUAGCCAAGAAACAUUUAACUGAAGCAAUUGGUGAUAAUGUUAAACAUUACUGGGCGAACUUGAAACUGUGGUUCAAACACAAGAUAAGCAAGGAAGAGUUUGACAUCGAGGCUCGUCGCCUUUUGGCACAAGACAACGUUCAUGUCCACAAUGACUUUCUCCUGGCCAUUCUCACGCGUUGUCAGAUAAUCGUCUCCACACCAGAGGGUGCUGGAUCUUUGCAGUGGGCAGGUAGCUCAGCCUCCAAGCCUGUGAAGCCUGCCAAAGGAAAAAAGAAGUUCUCCUUCAGACAGAAAUUUGAUCAUCGUUUCCAGCCCCAGAACCCUCUGAGUGCGGCCCAGGCCUUCAGCCCGCGGGAGGUUGGGAGUGAGGAAGAGGAGCUGAGACUUAGUGCCCACACCCUGUUGCUGCCCACCCGGGGCCAGCUGGAGGCCCGCAUGAUGGUCACCGCUUUUGAGCUGGGCCUGGACAACGUCACGGAGGACGCCGUCAGCACCAUGGUCCACGCAGUGGAGAACCACCUGAAGGACAUGCUGACUGCUGUGGUGUCCAGGAGGAAGGCCUACCGACUGCGUGAUGGACACUUCCCCUACGCCUUCAGCAGUGAUGUCACCCCCCAGCCCUACUUGAAGAACAGCCUGGCAGCCUACCACAUUGUCACAGAUUGGUACCCACCUCACAGUGCAUCUCGUCUGGCCGGCCAGCCCCCUCAGCUAUUACAAGACGAUGCUGAGCAGCAGGCUGCUCUCCUAUUGGCCUGUUCUGGUGACAGUCUCCUUGCGCCCCUCCCUCCGAUCAGCAUGUUUGACCUCCUGGAAGCGUUACAGGUCCACCGAGGUGUGAUGCCCUCUCACACCAUGUAUGCCCUGAACAUGGAACGGAUUCUGUCCCGGCUGUGGCAUCCCAGUCACGAGGACCUGGAGCAGGACCAUGUGCACCGCCAACGCCUCGCAGGGAAGGAUGGUCUGCUCGUCAGCUGAGACACGCACACACACAGACAGUCUGGUGGAUAGACAGGCAGAUUGUGGUGAGGGUAUGGCUGAGACAAAUGGAGAGUUUAACACCCACAGUGUUGAGGCAUCCGUAUGGCCCCUAAACCCUGCCUUGAAGCAGAGCGAGAGGAUGAUAUCGAAGACUGGAUUUCCACUCCACUAGGUCUACUCCGUAGAGGCUCUGCAACCGCUUCACCACGCACCACAACUUUACAUUAGUGUCAAUAACGUUUUCGAACGCUUGGUAGAGUGCAAACCCAGCCUAAGAUGCACACAGUAGAUCUGUUUUGAAGGCUCACAUAGCUGUGCUGUAAUGAAAAGGAAGGAAGGAAGGAAUGAAGGCCCAGUGUGGUGUGGUCACAGACAGCUUGUUAUGGCACUAACAUGUCUACACACGUGCGCACACAGUGAUAGCUCUCCCAUAGCCUCUCUGACCCUCCUUUAAAUGCACCGUUAGUGAUGUUAAUAUGUUUGAGGAGGUGUGCAUUUCUGACCUUCUGGUGGGUUUAUUUUGUCAGUUAAUUUGUUUGAUAGAAUAGUGUUUACUUUUGUUGUAUUUCCCAAGCCUCUUGUGUACAAAUGUUGCAGCCCUAUUAUUGCGAUAUUAACAUGCUCUUGUAGAGUUAUGCCUGAGUAGUCCACUUGGGUCCUUGUUCACUGUACUUUGUCAGAGCAAUGCAUGCAUUAGUAUGCAUACAAAUAUGUAUAUAUGGUUUAGUUAUUAUUAUUUAUUUUUUUAUUUUAUCUGAUUUCCUGAUUUAUCAAUAACUCGGCCAUCUCGUCACCAAUCCCUUAGGUUUUCUCAAACUAAGUUAAGAGAUGGUAUAAUUUGGAUUUAUGGUUCAUGAGAAGUUUUUCAAAGAUUUUCCAAAAUGUCCAAGAUGGAGAAAAAUCUAUCCUGAGGGACCGUAUGGGUUCUUGAGGCAAAUUUGUUCAGCAUAGCUUUGCUAUGAAUCCCUUAUAAUAAUAGUAAACAUUAUGGCAGCAUCAUAAGUGGUGUGCAAGUGUCCGUGUAGGCGUGAUAGUCCUGUUUACAUGUAUAUUGGCCUAAAACAUGACUGGUAGCAGGGAUAUAUAACUACUUAUGGUAAUAUACUAAUGGUAUUAUAUACAGUGCAUUUGGAAAGUAUUCAGACAGCUCGACUUUUUCCACAUUUUGUUACGUUAGCCUUAUUCUAAAAUUGUUUUUUGUUUUUAGAAAAUCCUCAGUCUACACACAUUACCC
Molecule: messenger RNA, 2319 nt
Organism: Oncorhynchus mykiss (rainbow trout)
Lineage: Eukaryota; Metazoa; Chordata; Actinopteri; Salmoniformes; Salmonidae
Product: transcriptional adapter 1
Biological process (GO): regulation of transcription by RNA polymerase II
Cellular component (GO): SAGA complex
Molecular function (GO): transcription coactivator activity
Source: RefSeq, a predicted model, not a curated record